This is a messenger RNA of Colletotrichum spaethianum, 3636 nucleotides long. RefSeq names its product sorting nexin-3. The record is from RefSeq and is a predicted model, not a curated record. Bases 1 to 3636 code for a protein of 1211 amino acids. Gene Ontology annotation, cellular component: intracellular membrane-bounded organelle. Lineage: Eukaryota; Fungi; Ascomycota; Sordariomycetes; Glomerellales; Glomerellaceae. The transcript has a single exon. Gene Ontology annotation, molecular function: phosphatidylinositol binding.
AUGGCCCUGCAAGGCAGAGACCUGAUCCUUGCCGCCAUCACAUGCUUCAUAGCUUGGGGCUAUGCUGUCAGUUGGUUACCGACUUUGCGAUGGAUGGGCUACGCCUUGAUCGGAGGAGUCGUCUUGGCCACCGUCGCCUUGUUCGCCCUCGUACUGCUUACAUCUCACGGUUCCAGACGCGGUUUGCGACAUCGAUCGCCACGUCCAAAUGGCCCUGCGUUCCUUGCGCCAAAGGCUUGGGCCCGCGAGGUCGUCAGUCUCCAGACGCGACAAGCCUACACGAAAGUGCCCCUCGACCCUGGCUCCCCCCGCAUCUCCAAAGCUUUCGAUGACCUCCUCGAACUCAUAAUACGCGACUUUGUUAGUUCAUGGUACUGCAGCAUUAGCACGAACCCCGUCUUCUCGAACGAAGUCGACAAAGCUGUGCGCGAUGCCCUUAUCAGUAUCCGGGAGCGGCUCUUGGAGCUCGACCUUGUAGAUAUCGUUACCACGCGAGUUGUUCCAAUGUUGACAGCGCAUUUCCGAGACUUCUACGAGGCCGAACGGGCUGUGCGAGGGAAGAAACUGAAUCGAUCCGUGACGGAAUCUGAAGAGCUGGAUCUCGCAAUCGCCUCCAAAUACAAGGAUGGGAAACUUCAUCCUGCUGCGUCGCUGUCGUUCCCGGACACGAAACUCGUACAACAGGAUUACUUGCGGAAUAUGGUCUCUGGGAUCUUGCCAAAAGUUCUACCGCCUAACGUGCUUGCUAGUCGAGCCGUAUCCACCAUCAUUCGAGAGAUCGUGGCUUGUGCCGUGCUGUUUCCCGUGAUGCAAAUCCUGGCCGAGCCCGAUACUUGGAACCAAGUGAUGGAGAAUUAUGGCCGUUCCAUGUUGCAGGAUCGGUCGACGGUGCGGAAGCUCAGGGCGGCGCUAGAUCAACAUGCCUCCCCAACACCGAGGUCCAGCAAGGCCGCCAUAAUCCCUCGUCUUUCGCCCACCGACAGCGAGAGAAAGUUCGAAAAGUUCAUUCGCGCAAUACGGAAAGUCAACAAUCUCUCCGACGCCAGGAGACUGCGAAGCGAGGUUGCAAGCCAACUGAAACGCGAUUCCCUGGAAGAAAACCAAGACCAGGUCUAUCUUCGCCGGCUAGAGAUGGGCAAGCGGCUCCUAGAUCAACGCGUCCAGCUUCUUGCAGCGGGCGGAAGCCGACAGGCUUCCGCAACUCUGCCUACUCGUCCAGCCGGCGUUCCCCACGCAGUCUCAAAGCUCGAGAACGCAUCACUGGUCGAGUUGCUUCGAGACGCAUCCGGCUUGUCCUAUUUUAUGGAGUUCAUGGACCGUCACCGCAUGAUGCCUCUUGUCCAGUUUUGGCUGGUCGUUGACGGCUUUCGAAACCCUCUGGAGGAUGAGGGUCAAGACGACGAGCAUUUGCCCUCCAAUCUACCAAUGUGGACUGAUUCUGACCGUCUGGACCUAGCCCAGAUCGACCACGCAUAUCUAGCCAAGGCCGAACUAAAGGUCUCACAAGCCUCUCGAGAUGAAGUUCGAGCCUUCCUGGACGCCGGCAAAUCAGCAACCCCUGAGCAAUACUAUAAGGCACGCAGAGCCAUCUUGAGGGCACAGGCGGCUAUCUUGGAGAGAAUGCAAGCUCAGUUCUUCCAGGCCUUCAAGAAGUCCGAUCUCUUUUACAAGUGCUUGGCGGCGCAAGAAGCAUCGGCAAACGUGGCACCUCCCCCGGUCACAGAGCCGUCUGCCUCAUCGCAAGUGCAUCCACCAAUAUACCGGAAUUCUCAGUCAUAUCAGUCCAAGCCAAACCCUGUCACCCGCUUGGCUCCCAGGCUAUCAAGACCGCUAUCCAGGCGUGCCGGAUCCGCGUCCGAUUUAACGAGUCUCAACUCUAAUGGAAAUGGCUCAGAAUCGGUGCCACGGCAACGGCAUUCCCUAGAUGAAGAAACACCAACGCCGCUCUUUGACGAUGAUGAUAUCGACCAAGAUGGCAUGAUGGACUCUCUUCAGAGCCUUGAUCAGGAUGUGGGCAAGCCGGUUCCAGAUACCAACGUAGUGCAGGCCAUGGAGGAAGCGCUAAAUAACAUCAUGGAGGAUAACCGACCGCAAACAGCCGAGGAGUUUCGAGCUUCACUCUUCGGCCCCGAUGACGCGGUUGAUCGGUCAAGUUUGUUCUCAGGAGACAACGACUCGCACCGUGGAUCGCUUGAGGUGUCAAGAUCUGCUGGACAGUCGUCUAAGGAGGCUGAGAAGCCGAGUCUCGCGUCUCUGGGGCUUGUCAGCGCAGCAUCGCGCAUAGGAGUUUUCGUGGACGAUGACUUGUUCGGCGACGAGGACAAGUACCUCUCUGACGAAAGAGAUGACGGAGACGAAGAGGAUAAAGGUGACGUAGAGGACGAGGUGCACGAAGCGGCGCCAGGCGAUCUCGGACUAGCAGAAGCCAUUACAGCGCUGUCCAACGAUAUUGACCGUCUUGUUGCGCAAGAUGCCAUUGUCGAAUCACUGACGAAGAAGGCGGAGCUAACCAACAACACGGCCGAGCUUCGGAUUCUCCGGAAGUCCAAGGCAAGUCUACAACGCGAAAUUCGUCGCAAAGAACUCCAACGGCAGCAAUAUGUAGUGCAGGAGAGCGAUAAUAGCCUGUAUGGCCGAUCUACUAUCAAGAUCAAGGCGAUUCAGGUUGGACGAGAAGAAGACGGCAGAGAGUUCGCCUUGUACGUGGUCGAGGUGCAAAGAGAUGCUGGUGAAAAGAUGCCGGCAGCGACAUGGAUGAUCACCCGCCGGUACAGCGAGUUUCACGAGUUGCAUCAAAAGCUUCGCUCAAGAUAUCCUUCUGUUCGCAAUCUCGACUUCCCCCGCAGACGAAUGGUCAUGAAGUUCCAGAGCGAGUUUCUUCGUAAGCGACGAGCAGCUCUUGAACAAUAUCUUCGCGAGCUUCUGAUGCUCCCAGAGGUCUGCAGGAGUCGCGACCUACGAGCGUUCUUGUCUCAGAGUGUGAUCGCGCAGGGCACAGAUAUUGUGGAUCGCGAAGACAAAAAGGAUAUGAUCACGAGGCUGUACGACUCUGUGACAGAUGGCGUAGAAGACAUUCUGGGCAACAUUCCAGUCCUAGACCAGCUGUCACUGGCUGGUCAAAACCUCAUCGCGGCAGCAACAAACCAGCUCAACGCCAUUCCACUGCCUGUUAAUGAGGAUGGCGUUAGCGCCGCCGAAGCCGAGGCUGAGUUGAAUGCGUUCGAGAACAAGGAACUGGAGUCUUUCAUCAAGCCGAUCUGCGACAUUUUCCUUGAGGUCUUUGAGCUCAACCGAGGCAACAACUGGCUCCGUGGGCGUGCCGUAGUAGUUGUCCUACAACAGCUGCUUGGGGGCACGAUUGAGCGCAAAGUCCGGGACAAUGUCAAGAUGUUGGUCCAGGAGGAUGCGAUUCUUAAGUACAUCGCCCUCCUCAGAGACAGCAUGUGGCCCGGUGGUGAGAUGAGCAAGAACAGGCAACCGCGGACGACAUCAGAAAAGAAGAAGACGAGAACGGAAGCCAGUUUGAUGCUGGCAACUCUCGUGCCGGACUUAGCCGGGAGCGUGGUCGGAAGAGUAAAUGCUCAGGCGGCCAGCCGGCGGGUGUUUGCAACUUUCAACAAUUCGAGGCUCAAGUAA